Messenger RNA from Alternaria incomplexa, 798 nucleotides. RefSeq lists its product as uncharacterized. Bases 1 to 798 code for a protein of 265 amino acids. The transcript is spliced from 2 exons. NCBI's taxonomy places the organism in Eukaryota, Fungi, Ascomycota, Dothideomycetes, Pleosporales, Pleosporaceae. The record is from RefSeq and is a predicted model, not a curated record.
AUGGACUACUCGCCAGCCCUGUCCGUCAACAGCGACAUGACAGACGAAGAGCUGGACAAGUACUUUGCGAGCUGCGUUCCGCUGUCCAACCUGCCAACCCCUCCACCAGCAAAGGAGCCCACACCCACGCGAGUAUCAACGCCAACCGCCCAAACAUCAACACAGUCAUAUGACAUGAGCAGCCCUCCACAACCAAAAGUAUACGCAACCCACCUUGCCAACCUCGUUCCGCUCAACGUCUCCACCCACCGCCCUCAUGCAUCGGUCAUUCAAGGGUUCCUCGACCGUGCUGGCCUGCCGGAUGAGAUUGUCGCCUUUGCGGGAUGCGUGCUGGAUGCGUUGAGCAGCCGGUUCGCAGCUACUUGGCGGGAUGCUCUUGCCCCGAGCGACUAUGCCCGCGACCUGAAGAACUUCAUGAUGACAGACUCGCGUCAGAACGUGCGUGUUAGCCCAGACGUGAUUGUCUUGGCUGCUCUUUCCCUCGCGCACGGCUUCCUCGUUGACCGACAGCGCUCCUCACGGCACUGGAGCAUCAGGGAGAGCGACGGUGCUUUCACCGUGCAGGAGAUCGAGGCCACGAGGAGGGCCAUCCUGCAGGACAUGGACUAUGGCCUUGCUCGCAUCUCCAACGACAUGGUGCAGUGGAGACUGAAGAACAUGCAGCGACCCAGCACAGCUCCUGCAGCCGCAUCAACCCCUAUCACGACCGUGAUGAAGCAACGACGGAACCUCUCCAUCAGCCUGCAUGGCACAGCCAUCUGGAGCUACGGCGUUCAGACCCCAGAGCCCAGCCCGUAG